AUGGCUUUCGGAGAAGUCAUCGAUCUCCUCAGCUCUGAAGACGAGGCGCCGUUGCGCGCUCCAAGCCUUACAAAACCGAUCGCAAAGACCAUCGCGGCCAAGGACGACUUCUUCUAUCUAUCUGACGACUUCGACACCACCGCGCACCUCAAUGAUGGCUGGGCAGAGAGUGCGUCUAAGAGAAGGAAAUUAAGUCCACCGCUUGCCGACGAAGAUAACGUCCAACCACUUUCGAAGCUACCCAAAUCAAGAAUGCCAAUAAUAACAACUCAGAGCGGUUUUAAGAGCAAAGUAGAGGACGAGUACGGUUGGCAGGGGAUCGAGGGAUCUGAUCCUAUUAUUUUCACAUCCUCAGCCCACGCCGAGACAACGGCUUCUCGUGCAAAAAGGACGGCAAUCGACGCCUUGUCAGCGCAUGGCGGCGACGAUUCGGAUGACAGUCUCCCGGACGACAUACUCUCCGCUUCUCUGCGCGCCACCAAUGCUGCUUCAGCACUCUCUGAACGGACUACAGCGUUGCUUGCGACCCUAUCCCAGUCUCCUCCACGCCGGAAGCCUUCCAAUAUCCGCAAGCCUUUGGGUGAUAUAGUUGGUAAGGGCAAGGCCCGAGCAAAAAGCUCGGCAGAUGACCGGAAAUCAACGGGACCAGAGGAUGGAAAAGGAACCCAGACGAAGCCCGCUAAAACGUUGAAAAAACCUAAGCUCACAGAUGAAGAGAAAGCUGCUAGGGCGCGUGAGAAAGAGAGAGAGAAAGAGACAAAGAAGGAGCAGAAGGAGAAAGAGAAAGAAGAGGACAAGGAGAAGAAGCGACUCGAGAAGGAGGAGAAAGCGAAAGAAAAGGGUAUAGCGGCAGACCUUGCCGAAGUCAACAAGUCAAAGCUGGACAAGAAAGACUCGACACCGGAGAUGAUCGUGAAUCUACCGGCAUCGAUAGACGGCCAGAGUGUAGACAUCCAGAUUCGACAGUUUCUCAAGAACCUCGGUGUAGAUGCGACUUUGUACCAGAGCCCGAUACCCAAUGUGAUUAGAUGGAGGCGAAAAUUGAAAGCGAGAUGGAACCCUGAGUUGGAAUACUGGGAGCCAUUGGGGCAUAUGCAGAUCGAGAAUGAGAAGCACGUCAUGUGUAUAAUGUCUGCAAAAGAGUUUGUGGCAUUGGCUAUGGUGCAACACGAAGAACAAGAUGUCGAGACGCACGUUGCGAAGUUGAAGAGCGCCUAUGACGAUUGCAUACCAAUCUACCUGAUCGAGGGCCUACAGAUCUGGAUGCGGAAGAAUCGCACGGCAGAGAAUCGAGCAUACCAAGCAAAAGUUCUCAGCCAGGCUCAAGCCGCCGAGGCUCCCGCAGGAAAUCAUCCCAAACGCAAGAAAGCCCCAGUGGAGAUUGUGGACGAGGACACGAUCGAGGACGCUCUUUUACGACUGCAGGUCAUGAACGGGUGCUUGGUGCAUCAUACGAUGACUUCCCUCGAGACGGCAGAGUGGGUUGCGAAUUUCACGCAACAUAUCUCUACCAUACCCUACCGAAGCCAAAGAAUGAACCUCGAAACCUCCUUCUGCAUGGAAUCCGGCCAGGUCAAAACCGGCGAGGACAAAGACGACACUUUCGUCAAGAUGCUCCAGGAAGUCGUCCGCGUCACGCCCCCCAUCGCUUACGGCAUCGCGUCCGAGUAUCCAAGCGUGCUCGCCCUGGUCAAGGCGUUUCGGAAACACGGUCCCCUCGUGCUGGAGGACUUGCAGAAAUCAGCGAAUCGGAACGGCGCCCUCACUGACCGCAAAAUCGGCCCCGCGAUCAGCAAGAGGCUGUACAAGGUCUUCACGGAGACGGAUCCGGCGUCCACGGAUGUUUGA
Messenger RNA from Letharia columbiana, 1848 nucleotides. RefSeq lists its product as uncharacterized. The coding region runs from base 1 to 1848 and encodes 615 amino acids. Gene Ontology annotation, biological process: double-strand break repair; mitotic intra-S DNA damage checkpoint signaling; replication fork processing. Gene Ontology annotation, molecular function: DNA binding; nuclease activity. Gene Ontology annotation, cellular component: nucleus; Holliday junction resolvase complex. NCBI's taxonomy places the organism in Eukaryota, Fungi, Ascomycota, Lecanoromycetes, Lecanorales, Parmeliaceae. The transcript is spliced from 3 exons. The record is from RefSeq and is a predicted model, not a curated record.